GCCAUGACAGGUCACGUGAUGUAAAUUUUUGUUGGGCAUGCGCGAUAUCGCUAGUUUUCGUGAUUUUAUAACGCACCUCGAGUACAAGAACUAAGUAUGUGACGUCACCCGUGCCCGAGUGUUUAGCAGCAUCUGUGAUCUAGUGUUAGUGCUAAAGUGACUAAAGUUGUGUAUUAGUGAUUGCAAUGAGUGGGUACCUGCUCUGGACACUUUUUUACGUUUUAAACGGGGAUUGUUUGACCGGAGAACGACUGUGUUAAACUAUGGCGCACUACCCCCAACUGGCCUCGUUGGAGGCCGCGCUGCCCCUCCUCAGCAGGCCAGACCUUCGCCUGCGGCAGCAGCUGGGCGAGCAGCUGACCGCACUCGUGCGCAAGGAGCCGGAGAUCUCGCACGAGCUGUGCGCCCAGCUGCUAGACUCGCUGGUGGCCUGGUUGAAUGGGGGCAACUUCAAGGUGGCCCAAAAUGGACUGGAAGUGCUAGCAGCACUGGCGGAGCGCAUGGGACCAGAGUUCUCACAUUACGUGCCAACUGUUCUGCCACACAUCAUCGACAGACUAGCAGAUACGAAAGAAUGCGUCCGCCAUAUGGCUCGAUUUUGCCUCGCGGCUUUGGGAGAGAGUAGGGCGGCUCCCCCCCGAGCUUUGCUGGCUCGGCUGACCCCCGCACUACAGCACAAAGCACCACACACGAGAGAAGAGGCAGUGCGGUGUAUACAAACCCUUUUGGACACACACGGCGCAACAGAGUUGCAGCUUCGUGCCGCAGUUCCCAAUUUGGCGGCGCUAGUCGGUGACCCCAAUAGUGCCGUCAGAGACGCGGCUAUGCAACUGUUGGUCGAUGUUUAUAGACACGUUGGUGAGCGACUAAGAUCGGACUUGAAGAAAAAAGAGUUGAUACCGGCUCAGAAGUUAACACUAUUGGAUCAAAAGUUUGACGAGGCUCGUGAAGCUGGCUUGUUGCUACCCACAGCAACGCAAGGUGCAGACGAACCGGAUUUCAUAUCGCGCAGCGCUAAACGCACAAUGACGAUACCUACUUCGGCGAGAUCCAGAGACGGAGACAGUUCUGGGGCUUCUACACCAGCGUGCGAAGCUCCUAAACGUACAGUCCCAGGGCUUUACAGUCUACCAUCAGCCAACAGGAAACCUCCUCCACCUGCAAAAUUGACGAGCGCCGGAAGUGUGUCGAGUGGUAUAGGCGGCCUCGGUAGCGGCGAAGCCGGCGCCGUUUCUUCGGAAGCUUUCGAAGCGGCAUUCGCCAGCGUGGCCCCAGCCGCUGUAUACGGGGCUCGAGGGCUCGACGAUCUGAUCCGACACGCGGCCGCUUUACUGGGGGACCGAGCCGCCGAUUGGGAGAAGAGAGUCGAUGCGCUCAAGAAGAUUCGAUCGCUUCUCACGGCCAAUGCACACGUACAGUUCCCUACAGAAUUCGCGGCGCACCUCAAGGAACUCGCAGUCCCAUUUCUAGUCGUUAUUAAAGACCUGAGAAGUCAGGUGGUCCGCGAAGCGUGCAUAACUAUAGCUCACAUGGCUAAAGUUCUCAAGACGAAGCUAGAACAGUUCAGCUUGUACAUACUGCAGGAGCUUAUCAACCUUAUACAGAACGCAGCAAAGGUCGUUUCCUCUGCUGGCACAAUAUGCGUACGGUACAUAGUACUGUACGUACAUUCUCCGAGGCUGGUGCCUGUGAUAGUCACAAACCUUACCACGAAUAAGUCUAAGGAGAUACGGUCUACAUUGAGUGAAGUGCUAGUUUUGUUACUGGAGAAAUGGUCUCCUCUAUCCGUAGAGAAGCAACAGCAAGUAGUCAGAGACGCCAUAAGGAGAGCCUGCGUUGACGCUGACAGUACGGCCAGGACUUAUGGCAGAAGAGCAUACUUCGCUUACAAACGGCAAUUUCCCGACGAUGCGGAGCAAUUGUUCGCCAGGCUGGACAUCGCUGCGCAGAAGCAGAUCGAAAGGGAAAGACAUGUGGGCAGCGUGGACAGUCUCACUCAUCUGGGGACGGAAAGACAAUCCAUCUCCAGUCCAAGAAGCCCGUCAGCCAGUGUAUCAGAUCGUUCGCCUAGCGGGUCUGGGGGCACAGCUAGAUCAGUGUCCGCCGUGGACGCGGCAGCCGCGCAGCGAGCCAGGGCCCGCGCCCUGUACUCUCACAUGAGCAGGGCCAAGAUGGCCGCCGGCACUGCGAGUCUGCCUCGUGCCAAACGUUCCCCCGGGAACGCGGCGGGAGUCCCCCCCAGCCCUGGCCCAGUGAGCCGUUCCAGAUCAAGACCUGGAGUUUCACAAUCGCAACCUACAUCGCGGUCCUCCUCGCCAUCAUCAAGAAGCAGCGGGCCAGCGUCGUUAGCGGCUCGAAGAAGGCCAUCAGGGAUCCCUAGAUCAUUAGCCGGGUCUAGAGAAACAAGCCCUACCAGAACCGGAAGAUCGAACAGUGUAGUCGGCUCAGCCAUAAGGCGACGAGAAUCUAUGGAAAGAACAGCACCAUCCAGAGCUCCAACUGCCACAUUACGAUUGCUUCAACAAACCAGAGAUGCGGAGAGUGUGCUCAGAAGCCCGGAAGACAGUUCGGCGUGCGACGGCGGCAGAGGCAGAGACGACGACUCCGAAGCGUCCAGCGUUUGUUCCGAGAGGAGUCUCGAUUCGUACAGAAGACAUGACAGUGUAUCGUGGACCGGAUCCGGAAGGCUGGGGUGGGAGUGUUCUCCCCCACCCCCGCCUCCCCCUGACGACAUCAUAGCACUAUGCGCCUGCACCCAUUGGACGGAGAGGAAAGAUGGCCUCACCCAUUUGGCCAACUACUUAAACAGCGGUCGUCUUCUCAACGAAGACCAGUUGCGACGUCUCACCGAACUGCUGAACAAAAUGUUCGUCGACGCUCACACCAAAGUUUUUUCGUUACUCCUGGACGCUGUCUGCGAACUGUUAUUGGUGCAUUGGCAGCAGUUGAAGGAUUGGUUGUAUCAGCUUAUGUUCAGAUUACUCAUGAAACUAGGCACCGACAUUUUAGGUUCGGUGCAGAGCAAAAUAAUGAAAACAUUGGACGUUAUACACGAGUGUUUCCCUGCUGAAUUGCAACUACACAACAUAUUCAGGUUUCUUGCUGACGGGGCGACUGCACCCACAACUAAAACGAAAGUGGCGGCGCUUAGAUUCUUGGCUGAUUUGGCUCACGACUACUGCACUCCUAACAGCCUAUGCGUCGCGUUACAUGGCGGAGCAUCAGGCGUAGCGGGGCGAGCUCUGGCCAAACUGUCAGUGUUAUGUGCGGAGCCGCGCGCGGCAGACGUGCGGCAGAUGGCGCGGAGAGCGCUCGCCUGCCUGUACGACUGCAACCCGGUGCCGUUUACGGCGCUCAUGAGCGAACUACCCGCUGAAACUCAAGCUUUAGUCAACGGCGUGGUACAACAACACGUGCGUCGCACAUCAAGCACUGGCAGCGAUAGCCCACUGCGUACAGUAAGCAGCACAAGUAACGCGCAAGCGGACGACGUUUAUUCACGUAUAAGGAAAACAACUUCGGAGAUACAUACGUACACCGCGCAACAUUCCAACGCAGAAUGCGGUAACCACAUGUCGAGUAAAGACUCUGGCAUCAGCCAAAUGUCGGACGCUACUCUGUCAAAUAAUAAGGGACUAAAUGGACAUUAUAAUGCUGGCGACGUCUUAGCGCGAGCGGCAUCUGCGGACAGUUCCGAAGAAGCGAGCACCAAGGAAUCUUCACCCGUGCCCGCGGCUUUAAGACUGGAUCAUGGGGAGUACAAUUCUGGCCGUGACAAGAUGAAACCAUACGAGACGGACGAGAAUGGAUUCAUCAUCACCAAAUCCGGUCUUCGCGAACAAGAAGUAUUAGAAGCGUUAUGUAAAUUGGACGUUUCUCAAGCGCCGCCUGAGCAAUGGGAAAGGCUUUUGUUGGCGACACAUGAAAUAUUAAAAUAUGGAGAUUGCAGGAAACCGUGCGAGUAUUUCAAAAAUAUCGUGCGGGUGGCGUUGGCCGCUCUGUCUAUAGAAGAAAAUUCGGGCGAUAAGGAAAACUCGGAGAAUUGCAACGCUCAACAGUCUUCCGGUUGGGGCACAGCCAAUGAACGGGCCGCGGCAGAAGCAGUCAAAGUCCUCAUAUGGCUCUGCAGAAGACCAGAAACAAGACCACAAUGGCUAGACUACUUCGAUCUGAUACUAUUGAAGCUGAUCAACGCAUACGGCGCCUUGAAUAAGGAAGUAAUGAGGGCUGUGGACGCUGGAAUGCCGCAUAUUGCUGCAGCUUUACCGGCACAUCAGGUCCUAGCUUUACUCAAGCCAGUGAUCCGAACACGUGGCUAUCCCACUUCGCUAUGCGCCCUGAAGUUAGCCGCGGAAGUUGCUAAAGCGCGAAGUCACGAACUGACCGACGACACCGUGUCGCAACUCAUGGAGGGAGUAGGACAGUUGGCCGAUCACCAGAAUUCUGCAGUAAGAAAAGCUGCCGUAUUCUGUAUGGUGGCUUUCACAUUCGCAUUGGGAGAGACGCGGAUGCAACCGCAUCUGAAGCAUUUGUCUGUCAGCAAAUACCGAUUAUUACAGGUAUACAUAAGCAAACAGCGUGAAGAACAAGCCAGAGGAGGUGUUUCGUAGCGAAGGCGCGCGCGAUCCACCGCUACUCAAACCGAUUCCUUAACGUAAAUACCACUACGAUCGACUAUCCAGUGUGUACUAAUGUACUACACGUACUAUAUGUGUAAAUUCUACAUUGAAAUCUAGGGAAAUCUUUAUUUAAAAGGGUUAGAAAAUGGUUGGGUUUGUUCUCUACUGUCGAAUGUUACUUUUUUGAUGUUUUUUUUUUCAACUUUUUUCAGGGUUUUAUUUAGUUCCCUGGGGGCCAAUCGCCUGACCAGUUUGCUUUUGAUUUGUAUGUAGUAGUGCAUAUUCAUCUUUAUUAAAAUCCCAAGAACUCGUUUUGAGCAAAUCAGCUUUAAAGUUUUUUCUGCAUUGGAAAAUAAUAAAAAAAUCGAUGUAUAAUUUACAUGUUUAGUGUACGAAAAAUUGCCGCAACUCGCAAUUAGAGUUGGCAUGAAUAUUGAACUAAUGUCGAUGUCAUCUUGUUAUUGUUAUAAAUAUUUCGUAAAUUUUUGUUUAUACGCUCAUAACAUUACUUUUUCAAUGACACGUCUACUAACUCGAGAAACACAAGCAUUAACUGGAAGCAACAACAGUUUUAUCGUAAAUCAAUAUAUCGAUAAUUUCAACACUCUAAUCAGAAUACCGACUAUCGAUACUUGCGUAACACUAAUUGCGAGUCUCAGCCCUAGGUAGUCGGUUGUAACCGCGUUAAGGAACAUUUUCUUCUUUUAAUUGUAACUAAGUCGGUGUAAAUUUGUAACCAAACUAUAUUGUUAGCCACAAUGCUAUUAAAUCUGCUAACACCCGAAACUAUUAGAAGCGUUUUUAAUAGCUCACGACACAAAAGGACUUAUCUCACACCGAUAGUUUUAUUGCAUUCUCGACCCUGUUGCGUUGUAGUUAAAGACUGGUUUCGAUUUUUGUUUGCGACGCGUUUAAUGUUCUAUAUUGUCAUUCGAUUGCACAUGAAUCUAGUCUGCAGUAGAGUAACUACUAUGUAACGCGGUUGACUGAGAAAUCGCUCUUAUUUUAUAUUAAAAUCGGUAUAAAGUCCUAAAUACAGUGUGAUUUAUAGAACAAUAAACUGCGCGUACGCAUUUCUGUGAAUCAAGAAAGACAUUUUGUGUUAAUAAAUUUGCAGUGGAACACGCGCGUCGAAAGAUAUAAGUAAGGAUUAGUAUAAGGUCGAUGAUAAAUUGGGUGGUGUAAUUCUAUGGGUUUGCUCACACAACUGAUGAAAUUUGACAUUGGAAUGUGGUUCUUAAAUAUAUCGCUUUAAAGUGCGUUAUGCUCUAAAUCUAGUGAUGAUUGUCAUAUGUAAACGCGGUGAAGAGAGUUCAUGUCUGUUUCCUUGAUAACAGUACCCCUAGCACGAACGAAUAUCGAAUUCGUAUCGUUUGCGAGUCCGAAAUGUCAUCGUCAAAUGUGUACUGAUUUUUAGUUCUCGUUACGUACUUUGUGCCGCUGCUGUUCAAGUUUCCAUACAAAAUUUGACAUUGACAUUUCGGUUUGCAAUCUGUUCGAAUUCGAUAAUGUUUCGUGCUAGGGGUACAGCUCAUUUUCCUCUUUUAAUACGGGAUCGAUUAUAAGGAUUUAUAAGUCUAAGAUACUUGAAGCCGUUCUCGGAAACUUCAAAUUGAUUUAAUGCUUCAUCAAGUCCCAUGUUGUCUCAUUAUAUUGUUAUCGCAAAAAGGUAAUAGCAUCAACUUUAGUGAAACUUAAAAAAAUAUUGUAAAUAGUUAAAUACCCGUUCAGGCUUCAAAAAAUUCUAUAUUCGAUUUUGUAUUAAUAAGGCAUUGAAAGAAAUUCGGUCUUGGUACAAUAAAGAUUACAUAUCAAAGUUGAACGUUCAAGUUGCGCCAUUAACAUAAUUAAGUUAAUAUUGGUUUAUUGAGCUAUAUUUUUUUUAUAUUGUUUUAAACUUUCAUGGUCACUUACAUUAUCGUAAUAUUAGAUAGAAUAGAUCAUGGCGCUUGCAACAGUGCCGAAAUAUCGGAAAACUCGCUAAAUACAAGGUACAUGGUAGCAGUCCCAUAAAUAACUUAU
Messenger RNA from Chilo suppressalis (striped riceborer), 6641 nucleotides. NCBI's taxonomy places the organism in Eukaryota, Metazoa, Arthropoda, Insecta, Lepidoptera, Crambidae. The record is from the annotation of a GenBank genome assembly.